Molecule: messenger RNA, 3025 nt
Organism: Cydia fagiglandana
Lineage: Eukaryota; Metazoa; Arthropoda; Insecta; Lepidoptera; Tortricidae
Product: formin-binding protein 4-like
Exons: 11
Coding region: 122-2353 (743 amino acids)
Molecular function (GO): protein binding
Source: RefSeq, a predicted model, not a curated record
AAAAAAUCACGCUCGAGUCAGUGCGAAUCGUGAGAAAUGUUUUGCACAAAUAGUCGAAUCUUUGUAACGUGCGUGUUUACUUGUUAUUUCCUAUAGUUCGCCUCUUGUUUGAUUAACUAUAAUGAGUAAAACGAAUCCUUUAGUUGGACUGAUUGGGUACGGAGACUCUGAUGAAAGUGACGAUGAAGUGCCUUCAAGACCUGUUGAGAAGUCAUCGAGGGCCCAGCCUCCAUUACCGAGCCCAGCGGUACAUGAACCCAACCCAGGGGUUCACCCUGCACCUAUACCUCAUUGUGCCUGGUCAGCAUGUUACGAUGAGAGCAGCGGGUUCACCUACUACUGGAACCAGCACACUAAUGCGGUGACCUGGGAAGCCCCACAGGAAUACUUGAUGGCAUUGAAGUUGGCACAACAUCAGUUGCAUGCUUCAGGUUCAGCAGAAGUAUCAGCCGAAGAGUGGCAGCUCUACCAGCAGACCCUUGCUGAGAAGAGCACACAGGCCAAAAGCAAGAAGCCAGACCAAGCCAAACCAAAGACUGUAGUUAAGAAUGGUGCCAAGCGGAAACCAGGCAGUGAUGAUGAACAUGAAAAAAUAGAACUGAUAACAUCCUACCACAACUCUGACUCCGAAUCCAACGAUGAAGAAACCCCAGCCAAGGCGCCCAAGCCUGUAGCCAAGCCAGCCAAGCCAACAGUCCCGAAGAACCCACACAAGAAACAGAAGACCAAGCCUGUUGAGUACGGACCCAGCUUGCCCAGCAACCAGAACUAUACUGUUCCGAUUGGGCCAGAAUUGCCUCCAGGAAUGGUGGUUGAGCCGGUGGUGGAUGAUAAGACACAAGCAAAGACUCCGCCUUUAGCAGAAAAUGAUGAUAGCUUAGAAGAAAAAACAUUGUUCAUGAGAUUAAAGGAAAAAGCCAAAUUAUUAGAAAAACUUGGCGGAGAAAUACCAACAGAAUUACAGAAAAUGAUCAAAGAAGAUACAAAGGUCGCGUCUCCUAAAGUUGUGGAUGAAACUAGCAGAGACAGUAAAAUUGACAAUAUUGAUGAUUUGUUAGAUGAAAUUGAAAAGAAAGAGUUGCCUAAAGUUAAGUCUAAGAAGACUGAUAUGUUCGGUGAAGAUUCAAAUAGUGGUAAAAAUACUCCUGUAGGUACUCCACCUAGGGAAGUGAAACCAUUAUUCCCAAGUAGCAAAGCUAUAGAAGAGACACCACCACUGCCACCAGUUCCUGCUACUACUGUAGUUGAAAAUGGUGUAGAAAAACCAGAAAUACCAGAAAAGAAAGUUAACCUAUAUUUGGCAGACACAGAAGUAAAAGAAAAUCGCAAAAAGCUAAGGAUUGAUAAUUCCAUCCUUCCCGAAAGAAAGAAACCCGAAGUCCCAGCUUACACCACAAAAUAUUCACAAUAUAUAGAAGGAUUCUCAAGUGAGAGAACCGGAUUAGGUUUUAAAGAAGAUGACAGCGAAAGUCCAAAAGUGGCGACUGUCAGUUAUGGAAACGGUUUGUCAUUUACUAAAGGAGAAGUCUUGAAUGAAGAUAAGCGGGAUGAAGAUUUGGAUGCGAUGUCUGACUUGGUGGAAGCCAAGUUGAAGUUUCUGAACGAGGUGCAACCGUGUCAGGUGCCUCCCGUGCAGGAGAUGUUGAUACAAUGGCAGACGUUGGUGUCGGCGUUCCGCGGCGGCGCGCUGGCGGCGCCGUACUGGCGGCGCUGGGUGCGCGCCGGCGAGCGCGCGCUGCGCCAGCUGGAGGCGCGCGCCGCGCCGCCCGGCUGGACCACCGCCUUCCAGAGGUCCGAGGGGCGCUACCGCUACCGCCGCGAGGCCGACGGCUUCACGCAGUGGGAGUACCCGGCCGCGGAGACCAUGGACAUGGAGAUAUGCACCACACCACCUCCUGAAGAACCUAAGGAGCCGGUGCAACCCCCGCUGCCGCCGGCGCCGCCGCCAGCCCACCCGGCGCCGCCGCCCGCCCCGCCCGCUCCCCCCGCCCCGCCCGCCCCGCCCCGCGUGCGCACCCCGCCGCCGCCCGCGUGGCGCGACCCGCCGCCGCCCGGCACCGCCGACCCGCCGCCGCUGCCGCCGCAUCCGGAACCGAAGAAAGAGAUAGGCGACGAGCUCCUCUCGUUCUACAGCGACAUCGCCGAGCUGGAGCAGGCCCCGCCCCCCGCGCCCGCCUCCCCCGAGCGGCCCCCGCUGCCGGCGGAACUGAAGGAAUCUAAGGAAAAAGAAACUAAAACUUCGAAAAAGAAAUCUAAGGUGAAGAUAUCGUCCUCAAUCGGGCUGAAACACAAGACGGUGUCCAGCAUGGUGGCCAAAUGGCAGCAGGUCGCCGACGAGAUACACUCCGACUAGACCACCUAUUCAUGUCUAUUAUUAAAUGUAUACGGGGUUUCAAUUUUUACUCGUAAGGCCACCCCACACAAGCCUCCUAUUGAGCGUUGGCGUCUAUAGUUCGUUUUUUUAUUGCAUUAGAAAUAAGGUAAACAAUCUUGAUGUGUCUUUGAAAAAAAACGAAAGUCAGCGCUAUGGAAAAUGCGCGUUGCGUCGAGCAGCAGCCGUAGAGUUGACUAGACGCCGAGUCUCGGGACACGCUAGUGUGGGGUGGCCCUAAUCCUUUGAACGCCACAACCAUUAUUGGCGGCUAAGGCUGGAUUUGCAAUAUUACCUACGUCAACUGCGACUAACUUUAAAAAACACGAUAUACUUAUGAGUAAUUUUUUUUUUCGAUAUUAUUUUAUGGCAACUUUUUGUUUAACCACUUUAGCAGCAGUAAAAGUAAGUAAAGCCGUAUAAUUUUAUUUUAUAUCUUUAGAUACAUAUUCAAACAAUGUAGUUAUCUCAAUACCGUAGUAAUAUUGUAAACAUUCACACAAAUGAUAUACGAAGACGCUAGAUUUAAAUAAGUACCGUGAGUUUUUGUAACGUUACAAGCGCAUGGCGGAUGCAUUUUGUACAGAUAUUUAUGAUAAUACGUAACUGUAGUUAGGCAUGUAAAUAUUAAUAAAUGAACGUAAUGACUGAGAA